Messenger RNA from Thermothelomyces thermophilus ATCC 42464, 1903 nucleotides. RefSeq lists its product as uncharacterized. The record is from RefSeq and is a predicted model, not a curated record. NCBI's taxonomy places the organism in Eukaryota, Fungi, Ascomycota, Sordariomycetes, Sordariales, Chaetomiaceae. Bases 120 to 1361 code for a protein of 413 amino acids. The transcript has a single exon.
UAGGCCCACCACCCGAGGGUGAAUGGUGUCCACCGUCUGAAGGAACGGGCGAGGCAGCAAGAUUCCCAGGGAAAGAUCACUCGGAACUACAACUCAUCCACGUAUACAACACCUUCAAGAUGUCUGGACCACUUGACGACCCCGUGCUCAGGCACAAAGAAGAAGAAGAUAAAGUGGAAAUGCUCCGGCACCGACAUAUGCAAGAGGAGGAUGAACAACUCCAAGAUGGCAACGCGCAAAAUAACAACAACGAUGUCCUACAACGUACGAUCGCCUUGUGGGAAUCUGCCGACCGUCGCCAGCAGAGAGAACACGACAUGAUCUUUAUGAAACAACUACAGGCCCUUGCUUCUCUCUUCACAUCAAAAAGGACAUUCGUGGCACUUUCUACGCUUACCAGCGAGGAAGAUUUGGAGGUAUGGGACGGUCAACUACGCUCAUCGCUGGCACCGUACAAGCUCUUCCGCUACCUUGACAGCGAUGUCCCUGAACCUGACAAGGAUGACAUCGUCGCCCACGCCAUAUGGGAAGCAGACCGCGCGGACAUCUACCGGGUCAUCACUGCAUCUCUGGAGUCAAAUAUCUUGUGGCGUAUGAUACGUAUUGGCUGGAACCCAGAGGUUGUUGAUCCCCGCGCAACAUACAAGAAGGUUUUCGAGGCAUUGCAGCCUCGCACCAUCAACACAACUCGACUGUUAAUCCAGGAAUAUAGAGAGAUCGAGCCGUCCAAGUUUGAUACUAUGGAUCGGUACAUUGAUCGACUCUGCGUUCUCCGUCAGCGACUGCGCAACCUGGGCAUCAUCAACCCUCCAGAGAUGGAUAUCUACCCAGUGCUGACAGCAAUCAAGGAGAGCUACCCUGAGCUCUAUAAGCGUAACAUGCGGAAGAUGGAAGACAAGUCCCUUACCUGGAACGACCUCAUCAAGGACAUGACCAAGACCUGUGUUGACCGUGACAUGGAGAAAAAUUUCGUCAAUGUCACUGUCGGCAACAGUGGCAACGACAACAAGAAAAUGGAUGAUCGCUCCAAGCCACCGUCUGACAGGAAGAGGUCAACGUAUGGCAAUAUCAAGUGCCGCGACUGUGACAGGCACUUUAAUCACGAGGUCAAGCACUGCAGUGGCUGCGGCUGGCACCACAAUCCCAAGCAAGUCUGUUGGGCCUGCAACCCAGAAAAGGCACCAGACUCUUGGCCGAAGAAGGCUCGUUUCCUGGCAAAGAAGAACGCACCCUCGUCGACGGCAGCGCUACACCCGAACUCGGGAGUUGCUAAUUCAACGACUUCUGCCGCACGUAGCAUCUUCCAUUGCACCAACUUUGCCUCCAUCCGACCGUCUUUUCACUCCGGCCCGCGGAUUUGACAGAAGCGUUCCUAUCAACUUCCGAAGUCCAACAGGCCGUCAAGGCAGUAAGAGACAUCAUCUACUAUGACUCGGCAGCAGCCGACACCGUGUUUAACGACAUCAAGUGGUUCACUGAGCUACACCGAUUGCCCAGACCCAGGGCAUACCUAUCCUCAUCUGGUGAUAUCACCCAAGCCAAUGAGAUUGGUGUUGUCGUAUACGAGACAGUUCUACGCGACGACACGAAGGCAACAAUUGAAAUCCGAGAGGCACUCUACAAUCCUGCCUCCCCUGCCAACUUGAUCUGUGCAGGGAAACUGAUUGACGAAGACGUCGCUUCGAUGCUUCCUCCCCGGUAUGUCGCCGGAUGACGACGGGAAGCGGAACCCUCUACCGAGGAAGUAUUAAGUCAUCUCCGACGAAUUGGGCUUGUAGGCGCCGAAGGAGAGGCCAAUGCCGGCCUGACUAAAAUGGGAACGGUCAUGCAAGUUAUCCGGACCGCUCAGGAAGGAGGCAAUGUAUGAGGAGAAACGGUCAUGGACGAGAUUUUAGACCUUUAU